AUGCACAUCUUUCAACCGCACGACAAUGGCUACAACCGCACGACGAAUGGCGGCCUGCUGCACAUAAUGGAGACUAACGGCCUUACCGAUCAUGAGACCAUGAGCCGACCUCUAAAAAGCCUCAUAGGUCAGCGCCAUGCAGAACAGAGACUGCGAUCAACAACAUACAUGAUCCGAGAGACUGCGAACAUCGACAACAACAACUUGAUCGCCCAAAAAUUCUACCCCUACGUAGAGGAGACUGAGAACAAGGAAAUCCCGUUUGCAGAAAGUCCAAUGGCCGAUCCUAGCAAGAAGCGUGUUGUGUGUCCGGUAGUCGACUGUGAGGACAGGUUCGUCGCGGAGACAAACAAGAAGUCGCAUUACAAUAGUGUGCACUUCUCGAAGAACCCCAUUCUGGAACCCUACCGCCCUAGCCUCUUCGCGGAGAUGGGAGCGGACGACCAUGACGAGUACACCCGUCGCACGGGGAUUAUCCUCCACGCGUCGCCCAACUUUGAACACAAUGUAUUGAACGAUGUUGCGAUUAUCCACAUGCUUAAUGUCCUUCUUAAGAAGCGUGGCGUCGAUGUCGACCUAGUGUUUUUGGGCCAUGCCAUGCGUAACCCGACCAAUGAGCAACAAGCAGCCGGAGCGAACGAACACGAAUCCAGCGAGGAAGAGGUAGUGCAACCCCCACCGCCAAAGAAGCGUUUGACGGCGAAGCAAGCAAACGUAUAG
Molecule: messenger RNA, 720 nt
Organism: Aphanomyces astaci
Lineage: Eukaryota; Oomycota; Saprolegniomycetes; Saprolegniales; Verrucalvaceae
Exons: 3
Coding region: 1-720 (239 amino acids)
Source: RefSeq, a predicted model, not a curated record